Molecule: messenger RNA, 4352 nt
Organism: Neogale vison (American mink)
Lineage: Eukaryota; Metazoa; Chordata; Mammalia; Carnivora; Mustelidae
Gene: RBFOX2
Product: RNA binding fox-1 homolog 2
Exons: 12
Coding region: 37-1359 (440 amino acids)
Biological process (GO): nervous system development; regulation of alternative mRNA splicing, via spliceosome
Cellular component (GO): cytoplasm; nucleus
Molecular function (GO): mRNA binding
Source: RefSeq, a predicted model, not a curated record
UCGCCCGGCUCCCGGAGGCGAGGGGGGCGCGGGCGGAUGGCGGAAGGCGCCCAGCCGCAGCAGCCGCCUCAGCUCGGGCCCGGCGCCGCUGCCCGGGGGAUGAAGCGGGAGUCGGAGCUGGAGCUGCCGGUGCCCGGAGGGGGAGGAGACGGAGCCGAGCCCGGCCUGAGCAAGCGGCCGCGCACCGAGGAGGCGGCGGCCGACGGCGGCGGCGGGAUGCAGAACGAGCCUCUGACCCCAGGUUAUCAUGGAUUCCCAGCACGGGACAGCCAGGGUAACCAGGAGCCAACAACAACUCCUGACGCAAUGGUUCAGCCUUUUACUACCAUCCCGUUUCCACCACCUCCACAGAAUGGAAUUCCCACAGAAUAUGGAGUGCCACACACUCAGGACUAUGCCGGCCAGACCAGUGAGCAUAACCUGACACUCUACGGAAGCUCGCAAGCCCACGGGGAGCAGAGCAGCAACUCACCCAGCACACAAAACGGAUCUCUCACGCAGACGGAAGGGGGAGCCCAGACAGAUGGCCAGCAGUCACAGACACAAAGUAGUGAGAACUCAGAGAGCAAAUCCACCCCUAAACGGCUGCACGUCUCUAAUAUUCCCUUCCGCUUCCGGGACCCCGACCUCCGACAGAUGUUUGGGCAGUUUGGCAAAAUCCUAGAUGUAGAAAUAAUCUUUAAUGAACGUGGCUCUAAGGGAUUCGGGUUCGUAACUUUCGAGAAUAGUGCUGAUGCAGACAGGGCCAGGGAGAAAUUACACGGCACCGUGGUAGAGGGCCGUAAAAUCGAGGUGAAUAAUGCUACAGCACGUGUAAUGACCAAUAAGAAGAUGGUCACACCAUAUGCAAAUGGUUGGAAGUUAAGCCCCGUCGUUGGAGCUGUAUAUGGCCCCGAGUUAUAUGCAGCAUCCAGCUUUCAAGCAGACGUGUCCCUAGGCAAUGAUGCAGCAGUGCCCCUGUCGGGAAGAGGGGGUAUUAACACUUACAUUCCUUUAAUCAGUCUCCCUUUAGUUCCUGGCUUCCCUUACCCGACUGCAGCCACCACGGCGGCCGCUUUCAGAGGAGCCCAUCUGAGGGGCAGAGGGCGGACGGUAUACGGUGCGGUCCGAGCGGUACCUCCAACAGCCAUUCCCGCCUAUCCAGGUGUGGUUUACCAGGACGGAUUUUACGGUGCUGACCUCUAUUCAGCUGAAGACAUGUUAACAUCUCACUCUAAAUCUCUCAGUGGAGUCUCUGUUCCCUUCUCUGAUAUAACAGAUGGGUUACUGCUUGUUAUAAUUAUUAACAUUGUGGUGUGGGCCAGGGCGAGGGCGGGCGACCUUGACUAUUUCUUUGGGCUGGGGAGGGCCAGUUGUUAGGGUCUGGAAUGUUAACUCAAGUGGUGACUGACUGUUUCCGUAAUGGCAGGUGGUUGUGGCUGCACGUUCUAGUAAUUGAGGCUGUGUACUUCACCGAGCUUGUGGUAGAGCCUAGGGCAAACCGCUGUCCCAAGAGAAUGCUGGGAUAGAUAGAGUUAGCCGAUACGAGUCUGAACGUGGUGAUUUUGCUGGUUGUUUUAGCUCCAGAUGUUGGCAUGCUUAGUUUUUAAUGUGAUUAAUAAAUGUGGCGCCAUACCACCCCCCCCACGCCUGAACCCUGUCUCUCCUACUCCCUUCCCCUCCCUUGUUCUUUUGAAAAAACUUAAGAAACAGUAAUGAAAACCUUGGUGUUUCAAACUGCACUUUGUUCUCAUGUUCUAUAAAAGAUUGCAGACUUGCUAGCAGAGGUAAAAUUUGGGGGAAAAAAACAUUUCUCGGCCUAGAAGCUUGAUGCACUCCAAAAUCGGAGUCAAAAUACAUGCAUCUGAAUUUUCUUUGUCUCACAGUUUUUGGCAUCUUUUGUUUAAAGCAGCAGCAGAGAUGCUCUGGUGAGACUGUAUCUGAGAGAAAUAAAUCCAUGUUAUACAAUUUAACUUUUCUAAUUUGGGGACAGUCACGGAUGGAUGACCAAAUUAAUGGAUUAGACUAUGAUCUGCCCCCCUCCUUUAAAGGGCCUCCUUGUAGCACCAUCGUAAAGUAAUUAGGAGAGGAGUCCUUGAAAUACCAGCUUUAAAAAAAAAAAUUAGUGUAGUUUUUCUUAAUGCUGAUAUGCUACUCAGGCCUUUUGUUGGCAAUAAGAUUAUUUGUAUCCCUGUUCCAUUUUCCUGAAUUCAAAAAGCAAAGAACCUCAUCACAUUCAAACUCCAAAGUCUGAGUUCACUUAUAGCAGAAGGAGACCGUGGCAGAUAGACUCUCCCCGUCUCCUGGUGUGGAAGGAAGCCUCUUUCCCAUGGUCUGAUCCAUUUUGAAUUGUUUUGGUUAGCAAUAACAUUACCCCUAAACCAUUGCAGUUCUGAUGGCUUCUUACAGGCCAAGGAAGGAGAGGGGAAGUGGUUCUCUCAGUCACCUCAUUCAGAACCUCUUUUUCCAGAAUUAGGGCCCUACCUCUCAGAGCUGUGGUUAGAUAGACUCCCCAGUAUCUCCAACUUGACUGAGACUUUCUGAGAGGUCAGUACUUUUGAACCUCAGAAUCCCUUCAUGAGAACGUAGACUCUGCCCUGUGGCAUAGAACUUCAGUUUUUUAAAAUGUUUUGCUCAGGUAAACAUAAAUUGGGCUUUAACUGCUUUUAUUACCUUGCCUUUUUAAAUUUUUAAAGAUCAUUUUGAUGCUUGGAGAACACUAAGGAGACAAACCACAUACUGCGCGCUCGCCACAUUACCCUUGUUUACAGGCAGUUUUACAAAAACCAGCCCAGCUGUAAACUUCACACCAGCAAACUUCAGUCCUAAACUUAAAGGAAUCAUCUGUAGUUAUAAUGAAGAAUUGAGCCUUUUAAGGUUCAUUUAAAGCUCAAAAUUUCAACUAGAAAGAUUAGCCUGUUGCUUUAACAGAUGUUUUUCCUGCUUUAUGUCCUCUUUAGAAGUUUAAACAAGGAAUAAGGUAAAGAGACCCUUUAGUUCACAUACACCGUGUAUAUGUGUAGGUCGAUCUAGUUACAGACACGGAUACAGCAGGGGAUAUGACAGAGCCUGGGGUGUGUAGCUUUGCCCAAACUAGCCUGGCCUGCCCGUUCCCGUACACCUGGCUGGAUGUCAAAGAGAACGUGUUGACCACACAGCCCCGAGGGUGCUUCCUGCCAUGGUAGAAGGCUACCGUUCCAUUGUCAGUGUUCAGUUAGCAUUAGAAUCUUCUGAUUUAUUACAUGGGUAUCUGUGGACAAAUAUGUAAUUGAGAAAGAAACGUUUACUUUUCUGAGUGAUUCACGUGAAGAAGAAAGGAGUCGUGCCUGACUCCUGAUGUUCAGUGAGGGCCACUCAGUGCACGUCUGCCUCCGCGUGGGCUGGUGUCACGCGGCGUCCGUCUAGAGAGCGGGAGCCCCUGUUCCCCCGUGAGGCGGUAUGUCCACUUGAGAGCAUGAGGGAAAGGCUGUAGUCUGAGUGCACCAGCUGAACACUGUUACAUCUGACAGUGGGAAGACAGUAAUAAAAAUUCACCCCUGAAUUAGGUUUAGGUGAAAUAGAUAAAUUCUAGAAGGGCAAAGAAGAGGAAGCCAUAGGACUUGCCACUUUUUUAAAAUAGCCUGUCUCGUGUGGCAUUCACUGUUGGGAUUAUCUUCGAAAUACUGAGUGGGAGGACACCUUUGGGGUGUUUGGUUCCCCUAAACUGAGGGGAAGAAACAGGGCAUGGGACUGAAAGUCUCCAGGACUGAGAGGAGAUUGGGCCCGUUGGCAGAACAGCUCCAGAGCCUGCUAUGAGACGGGAGCGUCAGAGUCUCCGAAUCUUCUGGGAGAGGAGAAUAAAUGCAGUUAAAUGCCCAGGGCGUGGAAGGAGGACUUCCCCCCCUAGGAGAGUCCCACUGCAGGGUCCUCGGCCGUUUGUAAGGUCAUUUGUCUGAGUCUGAAGUGUAGAUCGGAGCUGGCAGGCUUUGUCUCUGAAGGGCCAAGUGGUCAAUAUUUUCGGCUCGGAGCCCGGAUGAUCUCUUCACACCUGCGUCCAGAAGCAGGUGGCAAGCCGCGCCGGCUCCCAGAUUGAAGUUUGCCCGCCCGAUCUACACUGGGUUUGCCUUCUCCAUGUGACCCGGAUAUCUGAGCCUCUCGGCAAACGUGCGAGGCCUGAGGCGGCCAGCCCUGUAGAGGACCUUUCCACGACCUACCUUGAUCUCCAUAGUCUGGGCCGGAAAGCCAUGGGAGAGCCUCAAGUUAACACAUGCAGAUUUAGUAUGUCCUAGUUCUGUAAUUUACAUUCCCCACCCGGUAGAGUCCCCCCGCUCCCUGCAGAUAUUUGCCCUGUUGAAAGGCCCAGCCAAGACUGUGAAGAAAGAUGGAUCUGGAAU